AAAAAUGGCGUUUGUGAAGAGUGGAUGGUUGCUGCGACAGAGUACUAUUUUGAAGCGUUGGAAGAAGAAUUGGUUUGACCUGUGGUCAGAUGGUCACCUGAUCUAUUAUGAUGACCAAACUCGGCAGAGUGUCGAGGAUAAGGUCCAUAUGCCAGUGGACUGCAUCAAUAUCCGCACCGGGCACGAGUGUCGGGAUAUUCAGCCUCCAGAUGGGAAGCCAAAAGACUGUAUGCUGCAGGUUGUUUGCCGAGAUGGGAAAACUAUCAGUCUUUGUGCAGAAAGCACAGAUGAUUGUUUGGCCUGGAAAUUUACACUCCAGGAUUCCAGGACAAACACAGCUUACGUUGGCUCAGAAGUCCUGUAUGAUGAGACAGCUGUGGCUUCUUCCCCACCUCCUUAUACAGCCUAUGCCGCACCAACCCCUGAGCAGGCAUACGGCUAUGGUCCAUACAGUGGUGUAUACCCACCAGGAACUCAAGUUGUCUAUGCUGCGAACGGGCAGGCUUAUGCUGUACCCUACCAGUACCCAUAUGCAGAGAUUGUACUUAUGACGCAUUAUUGCCCUGCAGUUUCCCUUGGACUUUAUGGACAACAGCCUGCCAACCAAGUCAUCAUUCGGGAGCGGUAUCGAGACAGCGACAGUGAUCUGGCACUGGGCAUGCUGGCUGGGGCAGCCACAGGCAUGGCCUUAGGGUCUCUGUUCUGGGUCUUCUAG
Molecule: messenger RNA, 715 nt
Organism: Odobenus rosmarus divergens (Pacific walrus)
Lineage: Eukaryota; Metazoa; Chordata; Mammalia; Carnivora; Odobenidae
Gene: PLEKHB2
Product: pleckstrin homology domain containing, family B (evectins) member 2
Exons: 8
Coding region: 5-715 (236 amino acids)
Biological process (GO): regulation of cell differentiation
Cellular component (GO): membrane
Source: RefSeq, a predicted model, not a curated record